Messenger RNA from Parnassius mnemosyne (clouded apollo), 978 nucleotides. Lineage: Eukaryota; Metazoa; Arthropoda; Insecta; Lepidoptera; Papilionidae. The record is from the annotation of a GenBank genome assembly.
AUGGAGCAAAUCGAACAGCGUGCCGUCAUUAAGUACCUCCAUAAGAAGGGGCUAUCAUCAAAAGCCAUCCAUGAUGACAUGGUCAAUACAUUAGGCGAUUGUGCUCUGUCAUAUUCAUCCGUCAAAAAAUGGAUAGCAGAAUUUAAGCGUGGUAGAGAGAGUGUGAAAGAUGAACCCCGCUCUGGAAGGCCUUCGACGUCAACUACUGACGAAAAUAUUAAAAAAGUACUUGAUUUAAUAAUGGGAGACCGCAGAUUAAAAAUUAGAGAGAUAGCCGAGAUUAUAGGCAUCUCUUAUGAACGAACUCAAAACAUCAUUGUCAACGAGUUGGGUUUCCACAAGGUGUCUGCGAGGUGGGUUCCGCGACUGCUUUCAGUUGAACAAAAAAGGACGCGAUUGACUAUUUCACGCGACUGUUUGGAGUUAUUUGAAGCCGAUGCAGAUGAUUUUUUGAAUCGUUUUGUUACUAUGGACGAAACAUGGGUUUAUUACUGUACACCGGAAACAAAACAACAAUCAAAACAGUGGAGAAGACCUGGUUCACCACCCCCUAAAAAGGCUAAGUCGAUUUUGUCGGCAAAUAAGGUGAUGGCUUCAGUAUUCUGGGACUCGAAAGGUGUGAUUAUGAUUGAUUAUCUUGAAAGGGGUCAGAAUAUAAACUCUGAUUACUACUGCACCUUACUACGUCGUUUACGAGAGGAAAUAAAAGAAAAACGUCGAGGAAUGCUCAGAAGAAAAGUCCUGUUUCAUCAAGAUAACGCCCGUGUUCACACGUCAGUACAGUCAAUGGCUGAAAUUCACAACUGUGGCUUUGAACUGUUACCGCAUCCGCCGUAUUCACCUGAUCUGGCACCAUCAGACUUCUUUCUGUUCCCUAACCUAAAAAAGCACUUGGGAGGUCAAAGAUUUUCGACAAACGACGAGGUCAAAGCAGCUGUAGACGCAUAUUUUGACUCUAAGGAAGAAUCAUUUUAUUAG